ACGAGGUUUCGAACCACGCCCAUAGAUCGGCAACUUCCACCGCGCCCGGAGCAUGUCUUCGUCGAGCACGCUCAAGCGGCCGGGAGACUCCGACGACGGUGGCAGUGGAAGGGGCAGCAGUGGCAGCAACUCGCACAGCACGCCGCAGCCUGCCAGCAAAAUCCCGCGGACGGAGGGCCACUCCAAUGGCACCGGCAGCAGCACCACGUCCACGGCUACGACUAAUCACGCCGCCCUGAACGGCACUGGCCACCAGCAUGACGACUUUGCGGCCGCGUCCAGCGCUGCUCCGCCGCCCGGUAGUUCCAAGAAGAAGUCGGCGGGUUCAUCGCGGACAGGCCAGGCCUGCGACCGCUGCAAGGUGCGUAAGAUCCGCUGCGAUGCGCGCCCCGGAGGCUGCUCGCCAUGCAUCCAGAACAACACCGAAUGCAAGACGACCGAUCGCAUCACGGGUCGCGCGACAUCGCGUGGCCACACCGAGAACCUCGAACAUGAGAAUACUACGAUGAAGAUGUACAUUGUCGAGCUGCAACAGCAACUGCGGGACGGUGGGCUAGAGCCCAAAGCAGCGCCGUCGGCUCAGAAUUCAUACGGACAGUAUUGGAGCCAGCAGGCAGAGUGGACGGGGUCAUAUUCAGGACAGAACGCGCUGUCGGUCAGUCCGCAGAUCCGCAACGAGCGACAGACACCCCAGGGCUCCCUCCUGCCCGACUUCCGCUCAGGAUGCAUUGGCGACAACUACCUGGGCGUCUCGUCGGAGAAUAGCUGGCUGAGUCCCAUCGAGGGCACAUCACUCGCUCUUUUCGGCACCAAGAUCGACCUGGCCGAGUUCAUGCCCGCCGAUUCGGAUCCCGCCUUCAGUGCCAUGUCCUAUCGCACAUUCCUCAGUCAUGCAUUCGGGCGACACCAGGUCUUCCGACCAGAGCUGCCCGCCUACGAGCAGUGCAAAGUGUAUGCCGAAUGGUACUUCCGAUCGAUAGGACAGUUCAUCCCGGUCCUGCACAAACCCGACUUCAUCGCGCUUCUCUACAAGAUCCACCAUGAGCACUAUCAGCCCAAGCCGGCAGAGAAUGUCAUGGUCCACAUGGUCCUGGCCACGCUCAACUUCCAGUUCGCGGCGCGCAAUUCCAACGAGCAAGCGCGUCAGGACUCCAUGAGCCACUACCACUACGCGUGCAGUCUCAUCCCCGACCUCAUCACAGGCCAUACUCUCGCAGACAUCCAAGCAUUGGCUUUGAUCUGCUCCCAGCUGCGGAACCAGCCCAAACCAGGCGCAGCAUGGAUGUUCACGAAUCUGGUACUGGGCUUGGCUGUGGAAUCUGGUCUCCAUCGCUCUGCCAAAGCGUGGCCGAACUCAGGCGUGGACCAGGAUCCACAUCAUCUGGAGAUGCGAAAGCGAACAUUCUGGUCACUCCUAAUCUUCCACGUGCACAUCAGUGGAAAGCUGGGUCGCCCGAUGCCAUUGCGCUUGGAGGACUUUGACAUCGAAAUGCCGGAAGCAAUCCCAGACAAUCUGCCUGAAGAAAACUCGACCAAAUGGAAAGACUGUUCCUUUCGCGCGGCGAUUGAGGGUUUCAAGCUGCUGAGAAUCAUGUUGCAGGUCUACUCCACUAUCUAUUCGAUCAAGUCGACUGGACAGUACGAGAUGAACGUGCGUCACCUGGAAAAGGAGCUGGAAACAUUUCACGACCAGCUUCCGCCUGAGUUCCGCGGAGGCCCGCAAACACGAGACGAAGAUCGCGUGUCUGCGUAUUAUCUGGACAUGGGCGUCGCAGAAUGCCAGCUUCUACUCCACCAUCCAGCACUGUGUCGCUCGGCAUCAGCGCAAUUUAUGACGAGCAAUCUCGAUACCUGCUUGCACUGGAGUAAGAAGCUGCUUCACGUUGCGACUGCUCUGAAGACGCUGAACUCGUUGGACACGACCUGGUACUCCACCACAAACUUCUUGGCGGCGAUCUUCACCACACUUUUCGCGCACACUGAGCGUAGGGAACAGAUGACCACGGCAGAUCUGCAGACUUUGCGACAAGAUAUGGAUGCAUGGAUGGAAAUCAUGGCAGAAGUGGCGAAUCUUCUGGGCCUGAGCUCGCGGCUACAAGCAGCUAUUCGCACCAUUAUCGACUUCUCCCUCGGCAAUAUUCAGCGGCAUCUCGCUGCCAAAACGGCUUCAGCGGCGCUGCCGGCCACGUCUUCUCCUACGGAGCCACAAGCUCAAGCAUAUACGAACGGCUAUAGCGAACAGCAGCGGUACACAAAUGGACACAGCAGCGAAGAUCUGAGCAGCACAGCGAGCCGAGCUUAUGCCAACACACAUGCACAUGCAGACCAAAGCCACGCUUACUCACAAUCUGGCCAAUACACGUACCCGUCCGCGCAUGAGAACGGCGUGUACCCACAAGCGAGCAUUAACGGCUACAGUCAAUCAGCCUAUGCGGAAGACAGCAAGCCGAAUAUUGAAGACCAGCUCCUUCAAGCAACGUCCAUAGCACAGCAAGCACAACAGGUCAAUGCAAACAACUUCGUGGCAGCAUACCAAGCGGCCAGCACAGCAGAGACAAAUGGCUACCAUCAAACGCCGACCACAGCAGGAAUGAACGAUCAAACAUACCCUCAAGCUGGACCGGCAGCAUGGAGACACUUUGCGGACUCGAUUCCGAACUUAGGCGGCCAUGAGUAUAUGAAUUCUGCUGCUAGUCUUAUGGCUCUCGGCGGGGGAAAACACACAGAUGGGACGGACAUGGUCGCAGCAGCUCAGAUGAGCCAUAUGCAUCUGCCUCACGCUGAUGGCGUGCAGGCUCCUUGGCCUUUACUACAUUACACCGGCGGAAACAAUGGACACGGCUAAUGAAGCUGUGGCGGCGUUCUGCAGUACGACUUCGGAUUGUGAAGUUGUGGACGGAGUUUUCGGGAUGGUGAAGCAUUUCCCGCGGAGGAGUCUUUUUUCGAAUGCUUUUUUGUUGUAUACCCCAUGAGAAACGAAGGCGGGCAAUAAGGCAGGCGUGACACGUAUUCAGAGGGAAGCCGCAGAGAUACCAAUUUCACGUUCAUCGAGCCG
This is a messenger RNA of Cercospora beticola, 3055 nucleotides long. RefSeq names its product Zn(II)2Cys6 transcription factor. Lineage: Eukaryota; Fungi; Ascomycota; Dothideomycetes; Mycosphaerellales; Mycosphaerellaceae. The record is from RefSeq and is a predicted model, not a curated record. Gene Ontology annotation, biological process: DNA-templated transcription; regulation of DNA-templated transcription. Gene Ontology annotation, molecular function: zinc ion binding; DNA-binding transcription factor activity, RNA polymerase II-specific; DNA binding.